CUUUCAUCAUCUCAUAAGAGACCUCAAACUUAACCCAUUUCUUUUUGGGAUAUAUGAAAAAUCACCACCACUGUUUCAGGUGAUGAUCCCCAAACAACACCAUUAAACCAACCCUUUAUUUCAUUUUCCCUUCCACUGAUUAUCAUCACACUGGAAAUGCAACCUUUUCUUCCUAAGAGAAAGAUGGAUCUGAUUUUCUCCAUUGGUUUAUUAUGUCUGAGCUCCCUCUUCCCAGGGAUUUCAGGGACUACAUUUACACUGGUGAAUAAAUGUGACCACACAGUUUGGCCUGGUAUCCUUGGCAACUCCGACUUAGGUAGCACCGGGUUUGAGCUACCGUCUGGAGGGUCCAGGCCGUUUCAGGCACCGUCUGGUUGGUCAGGUAGGUUCUGGGGAAGAUCAGGUUGCGCAUCGGACCAAAAUACUGGUCAACUCACCUGCCAAACCGGUGACUGUGGCUCAAACCAAAUCGAAUGCAAUGGCAAAGGUGCAAGUCCCCCAGCCACCUUAGCAGAGUUCACGAUCGGGUCAGGCACACAGGAUUUCUACGACGUUAGCUUAGUUGACGGCUACAACUUGCCAAUGAUCGUGGAGCCAAGUGGUGGUUCAGGCUCCUGCUUGUCAACAGGGUGCGUCAAUGACUUGAACCGGCAGUGCCCGGCGGAGUUAAGGGUCGGUUCCGGUGAGGCCUGUAAGAGUGCAUGCGAAGCUUUUGGGACUCCCGAGUACUGCUGCAGCGGCGCCUACGCCACCCCGGACACCUGUAAACCGUCUGUUUAUGCGGGGAUGUUCAAAGCGGCUUGCCCAAGGUCGUAUAGCUACGCGUAUGAUGAUGCUACGAGUACGUUUACAUGUACCGGCGCUGACUAUACGAUUACGUUCUGCCCUUCAUCAACAAGUCAAAAAUCUGCAAGCAGUACAAGCCCAACAACAGGCACAGCAAACACAACAUAUGGAUCUAUUACAGGGACAGGACAGGUUCCAAGUGAUGACAAUAGUUCAUGGUUACCAGAUUUUCUUACAGGAGAAUCUUCCAGGACUCUUUCUUCUGGUGUUCUCCAUACGACAUUGUUGGCUUCAGCGAUUUCUUUUAUCUGCCUCUUUAGAUUUUAUUCAUAAUUUCAACCAUCUUCAAACCUGAAUGGAAUUUUUAUUUGGGAUUUUUCUGGGGAGUACUACCAUUGAAGAUAGGAUUAUAAAAGCCCAAAUUUCAUGGCCAUGUGUAUAGAACAAUAGACUACGGUUAAUUUUGUUUUCCUUUACAUUGGAAGAGUUGUACACCUAAAGCAACAGAUUAGAAAAAAGAAAAGGAAGAGCUUUAGUCAUUAUUUUAAAUUGAUUAAGAAGACAUUUGAAGAAAUUUAAAAGUGUGUUACUUUACUGUGAUUGUGAGCAAUCUGGUUGGUUUUUUCUUUGUGGGUAGCUGAUAAAGGAAGCCCUCCUUUGCUGGAUUUGCAAGCUUGGUAGUUGGAUUAUUUAUUUUAGCCGCAAUGGAGUUUAGCAAUUAUGGUGUC
This is a messenger RNA of Gossypium raimondii (Peruvian cotton), 1514 nucleotides long. RefSeq names its product thaumatin-like protein 1. The record is from RefSeq and is a predicted model, not a curated record. NCBI's taxonomy places the organism in Eukaryota, Viridiplantae, Streptophyta, Magnoliopsida, Malvales, Malvaceae. Bases 157 to 1119 code for a protein of 320 amino acids. Gene Ontology annotation, biological process: defense response. The transcript has 4 exons. Gene Ontology annotation, cellular component: extracellular region.